Messenger RNA from Actinia tenebrosa (Australian red waratah sea anemone), 2060 nucleotides. RefSeq lists its product as uncharacterized. Gene Ontology annotation, cellular component: cytoplasm. Gene Ontology annotation, biological process: ubiquitin-dependent protein catabolic process; protein ubiquitination. NCBI's taxonomy places the organism in Eukaryota, Metazoa, Cnidaria, Anthozoa, Actiniaria, Actiniidae. The record is from RefSeq and is a predicted model, not a curated record. Gene Ontology annotation, molecular function: ubiquitin protein ligase activity.
AGUCAGAUACCGACCAUUGAUGUGGAUGCAUACCCUACACCUGCAAUUGCCCAUACUUCAGCAGCCGGUCAUGAAACUGGUUCACCAACCACCUCCUCUGUCAUGUGCCCCACUUGCCACACUUCAUUUCCUUUAAGCUUAAUAGAAGAGCAUGCYGAUAUCUGCUGUGAGAGAGUUGCCAGGGCUUCAGAGCUGGCUUAUAGUAACCUGAUGUUGACUAUGGAAGUGGAAGAUAAUCAAGAUAAUCCAGCACAAGAUGUUGACCACAUGGCUCAAGAACGUGAAGAAGAGAAGUCUGAGCUCAAAUACAUAAUAGAAAAAAUUAAAGGGCGAGUUUCUGCGAAGUCAUCACACAUUGAUGUACAAAGAAAAUUCAUAUUUGAUGACUAUUUAGAGGGAAGAAAGAGGCCAUGGAUCAAAGCAGAAAACCGCUUGUCUGUAGUUUUCAUUGGUGAAGCUGCUGUCGAUGAUGGGGGACCAAGAAGAGAAUUUUUCACAGAAAUUUUUGAACAUGUGAAAAGACGUCUCUUUAUCCAAGAUGACAAAGAUGGAUUUGUUCCAUUGGAAAGUACUGUGGCCUUAACAGAAGGCAGCUUUAAAGUUGCAGGAGAGCUGAUGGCCAUGUCCCUCGCUCAAGGUGGGCCUGCACCAAAUUUUCUUGCCUCUUGGGUGUAUGACUACUUGUCCUCAGGCCUUGAUGGUGUGCCAGCCCAAAUUGAGAAUAUCAAAGAUAGCAAAUUCAAAAGGGUUGCAGAAAAGAUAAUGGCAGUUGAAACAGAAAAAGAUCUGCAGGAGGUAUUGACAGAAGAUGAUUCAAUGGAUAUUUUAAAUGAAGUUGGAUAUCGAGGAGUUCCUCAAAGAGAGAAGAUUAAAAACAAAGACAAAAUUCUAAGAUCUGUGUAUGUCAAGGUGUAUGUAGAGCCAAAAAUUCCGAUGCUUAAUCAGAUGGCCAAAGGAUUAGAGUUGUAUGGGGUACUGGAUGAGAUUACGAAGAAUAAAGAGGAAAUGAGAAAGGUCUUCACCUUUGACAACUUCGAAGAGCUAACAAAUGCAUCCUUGCGGGCCCUUUGGUCUAUUAAUUUUUCUCUCCCUCAGAAGUUGAAGGAAGAUGAAAUUAUUACCUACAAGGCGUUUGCAGACUUUAUUUGUAUGGUAGAGUAUGAAGGCAUGUCAAAAUAUGAGGUAUCUCUUGCAGAUGUUCUAAAAUUCAUCACUGGCUGUACACAAGUACCUCCCCUAGGGUUUUCAAAGAAAAUUGCCAUCACUUUUGUUCAUGGAUGUGAGUCAGGAUGUAAAUGUCGCCCAACAGCCUCAACAUGUGCACUGGAACUCAGGCUUCCAAUACACAUAAAAUCAUUUGAUGAUAUGGUAUCAUGUGGGGUAUCCAUGCUCAAAGAAUGUUUUGGAUUUGGAAAUGUCUGAGUUUGUGUCUUCAACUAACACAGUGGAGUAUAGUUUAAGGUUUUGAUGAUUCUUUCUCUCAGAUUUUAACAAUUGGCUGAAUACAUGAUGCAUAGAUAUGAUGCUGUGUUUGAGUACACCAGUAAUUCUGUUGCUUAGUUUUCAAUUCCAUGCAUUUCAACAAAAGUGAGUGCAAGUCUUUGUAUUGUUGAGGUUGUGACUUUUUUACAUUAGCAUAGGUGAUUACGAACAUUCUGACACCAAGCUAAGACUAAGCCUGAGUUAAUAGUCUGUAAUCAGGGAACACAGUGGUUUUUGACUUAUAAUUUGAAACUGGUUCAUUGUUUUCAUUAUUUAGAACACUUAAUCUAUCAAAAAAGUAAUGAAUUAUURAACUGUUGCUGUUUAGUGGCUUAGCUGGUAGGAAUAAAAAAUGAAGUGCACUGGUCUGUGCACUUGUUUGACUUUUAGAUUUACAGAGUAUAAAAUAAUUUACAUAUCAAUGUUAUGGUACCACGUUAUGUAAUAAGUAAGAAAUAAAUAUUGAGGUACCAGCUAAACUUAAUGUGUUAUCAGCAUUUGGUUCUGAAAUAUUUAAAUUUAUUCUUCAUAUGUUUUUAUAGGUACGAAUAUAGUCAAUAAACUACCUAUUAUCUUUA